This is a messenger RNA of Podospora pseudopauciseta, 5295 nucleotides long. RefSeq lists its product as uncharacterized. Gene Ontology annotation, cellular component: membrane. The record is from RefSeq and is a predicted model, not a curated record. Gene Ontology annotation, biological process: molybdate ion transport. Bases 2452 to 3843 code for a protein of 463 amino acids. Gene Ontology annotation, molecular function: molybdate ion transmembrane transporter activity. The transcript has 2 exons. Lineage: Eukaryota; Fungi; Ascomycota; Sordariomycetes; Sordariales; Podosporaceae.
CAUCAAUCCAGAUGUUCUGUAUGUACACCAACCAAACAACCUGACCAAAAUAUCAAACAAACAACAGACAAGUCUACUUCCUGUUCCUCGUCUUCUUUUGUGUCGUGCCCACAUCCUCUUCCACUUCGUCCUCUCCCUUCUUCAAGUCUUCUGUCAGGCCCCACUCCUCCUUGUCGUACCAGUCUUCCCCGUCCGACAUGUGGUUGUUUGGUCCGCAGUGCGCCUCUGCCUUGGCCCACAUCAACACCUGUUUCCGCAGCCUGUCUGCACGAAGGAGCUGUUCAUAAAGCUUCUUUGCACCCCGACACACUUCUUCCUGUUUUUGCACAUAUGCUUGUAACCAUCGCCGCAGCUCUUCUGCCUCGUGCUCGGCCAGUCCCAUGUUGCGAUCCUGGCGAACUUCUCGAGGAGCGAUAAACAUGGGAUGUAUAAAAGGGGCGUCUGGGCCGAACGGGUCGCUUGUGGGCGCCACGGCUGGUGUACCAUUGCUGCGCGGCGGUUCUAGUCGAAUAUCUGGUCGGUUCAGAAUAUCUCGUCUUUUUGGCGCCUCGGCCAUGACCACGUCUUCGUCGUCUUCUUCAUCCUUGGUCGUGUCGCCCGAAUGCGCCUCCUCCGCUUGCCUUUCAUCUGUUUUGCUGUCGCCAUUCACUAGUGGAGGCUCUUUCGGGCACUCUGCUGGCUUCGACGCCUCUGCAUUUGUCUCGCCGUUUGUAACAACUGGGGCAUCUGGUAAUGUUUCUCCAUCGACUGUGUCUUCCGAAGCUGGAGCACUUGGCCCCGAAAGAACGCCCUCGAUCCUUUCACGUACAGCCGACUCGGCAAAUGUGCCUUCAUGAGCCGACAUUACCCCAUUCGUAAGGGCCGCAACAGGGGGCGCUGCUGGGCGAAGACGCUGCCGGUCGGGGCGAUUGAAGAACCUUGUAGGAUCUGUAAAGAGGGAAGCGUCGCUGGGACCGCUCAUAAGUCCACAUGGAACCCAAGUAUUAUCCCCAACCAGCUUGGUCAACAGAGGCUUGACCUUCCAAAGCGCCUUAUUUUCGCUCUGCAUGAUGAUGCGCGCCUGGUCAACCAAUUCGGUAAGGGCUUUCGAAGUGAAGGGUUUCGACAUGGCCGGAUGUGUAGGCAGGUCGGUAACCGAGGUUAAGGGGGCAAAGAUCUGUUCGAGGUGAACAUCAGAGUACGGGUUGUCAUCCAUGGCGCUCGCGAUGGCCUCCUGCACCUCCUGUUCAUCGUCGUCGCUCGUGAUAUCGUAGCCGUCCUCGUCAAUCAGCGGCGGGUUGUGGUUAAUGAUGGCUCUUUGGUAGCCUGCGUGCUCGGCGGUCUGUAUCCAGUUAGCCUUGGGUUGCGAGGGCUUCGUCUCGUGGUGUGCACCUCUUUAUAUGCAGCGGGGCCCGCGGAGCCAGUAAGCCUCCCUCGCGCGACGAAUCUCGACCUCUUUUUGAGUUUGUUUCCGCGGUUAGUGGGUUGGUCAAUCGAGGAGUCGGAGUCGGAGUCUAUCGACAUGAUGGUGUUAGCACAUUGUCACAGCAGCAGAGGGAGUGUCACUCGGAGGGGGGGGGGUACCGUAGGAUUUCCUCUUAAGCUUUUUCCGGAUGCCUAUUAUGGUCUCCAUGACCAAAGCUUGCUGCUGGUUUGACAUUUUGGCGGUUUCUGGCCCUGGGGCGCCCUCCUUUGCGGAUUUCCGGUUUCUGUUGGCCGAAGCUCCCUGGGACCUGGGUGCAAGCAGUGUAUGGGGAGAAGAUGUUGGUAGUAAAUGAGAUAUUGUCGUGCGGUUUCAAUUUCUUUUGUUUCUUUCCAGAAAAGGGCUCUGGGUGUGGUAACGAGCGUGGCUGGCGAAGCUCAAAUGCUGUCGCGAAAAUGAUGGCGACAGGCGACGACGGGAACGGGGAUGCCCAGAACCCCAGCUUUGGCGCUUGUUCCUGGAACUGACGGCGGGCAGCCACGGCAGAAAGUGGGGAAAGACCUGUGCCGAGCUCACCGCCUUUGGUUGGGAAUUUAGGGUUAGGGUACUCAGCUUUUGUACUCAUUUAUCCACCAACCCUGAGCCUUCACCAACACUGACAACCCUGACGAGUAUCAACCGCACCAUACAAGGGAGAUCGAGAGACAUCACAGGAACCGCGGGCGGUUUUGUUCGCCUCUUGUACAUAUAUAUCACCAUCAAUUUUAUUUCCCGUUCAUAUUUUCUUUCCAAGAGAUCCGUGCCGUUGACCAACCAGAAACUCCAAACACGCAACGUCACAGCCUCUCACGUCUUUGCCGUGCCUUCAAUAUUCAAGCCGGGUAAUUGACCACCACCACCACCACCGCCACGUCUACAAUUUUCGAAAAGGCCACUUGUUUUGUUUGACCAUUCGGUCAUCUCUACCAUCACAUAUAUUCAUCUUUCAUCAUCCCAAUUGAUGACACUCAGCCCUCAUCCUCAGUCUCACCAAUGCCAACCCCCGCAAAAUGUCCUCCAUCUACACCCUGAACCUAACCGCCCUCCUCGCCCUCAACGCCGCCCUCUUCUACACCCGCCAAAAAGCCCACCCCACCCCACCAACAUCAACACCCUCCCCCAAACCCAACCCCAAACCCCAAAAUGCCUCGCCCCUCCAAUCCCUCCUCACCUCCCCUCUAACCCCCUUCCUAACAGUCUACACCCUCACCAUGACCUCCGACUGGCUCCAAGGACCCUACCUCUACCCCCUCUACACCUCAACCCACCUCCUCUCCCCCUCCUCCCUCCCCCCCCUCUUCACAACCGGCUUCCUCUCGGGCGCCAUCUCGGGCUCCUUCAUCGGCUCCCUAGCCGACACCCACGGCCGCAAGAAAGCCUGCCUCGCCUUCUGCGCCAUCUACGCCCUUUCCUGUCUCUUAACAACCAUCUCCCCUUCUUUACCAGUCCUCUUUCUCGGGAGGAUACUAGGAGGGCUAGGAACAAGUCUCUUGUUCACCGUCUUUGAAAGUUUCUUGGUUUCGGAUUUUAAAAACAGGGGGUUGGAGGGGCGGUUAGGCGAGACGUUUGGGGUGAUGAGCACGUUGAAUAGUAUGGUGGCGAUAGCGAGCGGGAUCGGGGGGGAGUGGCUUGUGGCGGGGACGGGGACGAAUAAAGCGCCGUUUUGGUUGGCGGCGGGGGUGUUGAUGGUUGCGGGAGGGGUGAUGAAGAUGACUUGGAAGGAGAACUAUGCCCUGAACGGGGGGCCAGAUAAAAAGAGUGAUGAAGAAGCCAAGGAAGAGAAGUCGUUGUUCAAGACGCUGUCUGACCCGAAGAUACUGGCUCUGGGGCUGUCGACUACCGUGUUUGAAGGGUCGAUGUAUCUGUUUGUCUUCUUCUGGGCUCCCGCGUUGCAGUCCUCCUCCUCCUCCUCCUCCUCGUCCUCCGCAUCAGGGACGUCACUGCCUUAUGGUGUCAUUUUCGCGGCGUUUAUGGCUUCGACGCUGGCGUCUUCAUUGAUCUUUGGCAAGAUCACAGAGAGACUGCCGUUUGGCUCGCUGUUGCUCUCCCUUUUAGGGGUGUCAUCGCUUUGCUUUUUCUUAGCGGCGUCGAACACGUCCUCUUCGCAGUUCACCUUCUGGGUGUUUUGUCUGUUUGAAGCUUGUGUGGGGAUGUAUUUCCCUACUAUGGGGUUUUUAAAGGGGAAGUUGAUCGAUGAUGGGGUCAGGAGCCAGGUGUACGGGUUUCUGAGGAUACCGCUCAACGUUUUUGUGGUGGUAGCUUUGCUGGUUACGGGGAGGAUGGAGAGCGACAAGGCGUUUGUGGGGGUGUUUAGGGUGUGCUCUGGCUUGCUUUUGCUGGCGGCGGGAGGGUUUUGGGGGUUGGUGGUGAGGAAAAGCGGAGUUGAUGUGCAGGUAGAGUGACUGAUAAGGGGGGUUGAACAAGCCGUUAACAUGAAGACUUUCUCAACUCAAGUCUCCAGGGACGAGUAUGUCUCACUCCUCGAUAUCUGCCUCCAGCUUGAUGACCUCUGACGAUCUCAACGACUGAGCUUCCUCCGGGGUGAUAGUCAAAAACUUGACAAAAUCUCCCCGUCCCGCCCAUCCCCAGAGGUAUCAAGAACACUGCAAAGGGAAUCAAGCGUCCAGCCCCCAUUGAGCAGUUUCGUCCACGUCUCCAAGGCAGCCAAAGUUGCUUCGGGGCUGUCAAAACGGCUUCGUACCAUCGAGAAAAAUCUUGAAAAAGCGCAAGCAGUCACUCGGCGCUAUGGAAAGCAUUUGGCAAAUUACGGUAUGCCGGUACAGAGCCGAAAGACUGUCUGAGGUAAGUAAGGCGGUUUCAUCUCCCAGGCCUGCUGCCUUCCUAAGUGCUGAAAAGUGCUGCUGCGGCCAUUUAAAGACCUGACAAACGCGCAUUUCUACCUCGUCGAUGGUAAAGGGUUUACCCUCACGCUCCAGAGGGCUUAUGCUCGCCGUUCUUUGGCUGGUGGAAAGCCGUGGAGAGUCGCUCAGGUGCGGCCGGAGGGAGGAGUUUGGUGUGCAGAAAUGACCUUUCACCGAAGAAGUCCAUGGGGUCCCCAGAGAGGUGGCAGCGCAGCGCGGGCAAUAUCAUACUGAGCGUCUAGCUUGGCAAUAGCAGACAGGCUCUUGAUCACAAAGGGGGUGGUUGCGGAGAGUUCAGGGGUUCGUAGUGGCGCUGAAGACUUCCCGGUGGCGGUUUGUUGAAGCUCAAGAUUUCUCAAGCAAUAUACUGCAGCAUCCAAUUCCUUGAUCGAACGCCCGAGCUUGGAUUUGAGACGGAUGGAAGCUGCAAUCUCCAGCACCAAAUCAUCGGUCAGUGGGUUUGGUCCGCUAGCCAGCAGACGCAAGUCUUCGAUAGAGCCGGUAAGCUUCGCAGAACCAUCUUUGCUGACAACGGCAAGGUCCUGGGAGAAAAUCUGUGUCUUGACGAGGUCUCCAUCGCCAAAAGUCUCGACAAGCCUGGGAGAUAAAAGUCCGAAGCUGCGGAAGAUCUACAGAGCUUCGUGGUGGGACUUGUUGAAAGGGAACACUGAGAAGGGUACAGUUGCUGAGAUAUCACCUUGUCAUACACAAACUCGUCGGUGUUGCCCGUGUCACGGUAGGCUGGAACUGCCUGUGCAUCACCAUGGCACACGAUGUCUGUAGGGAUUGAGGGCUGCCAGCUAACGACCUGGAAUUUGGUCGGAGAGUCCUUGUCGGCUUGGUAGCGGAUAUGUGAUUCCAGAACCUCGUUGACGAGACUGAUGUGGGGUAUCUUUGUCCGAGAAUCGGCACAUGUAAGUUCGAGAGAUAUCACAUCUCGUCUUCUGUUGCAUAAUAUGUCGAACAUAGUGGGCACCUGCUUCAGAUUGCCCA